This is a messenger RNA of Sphenostylis stenocarpa, 162 nucleotides long. Lineage: Eukaryota; Viridiplantae; Streptophyta; Magnoliopsida; Fabales; Fabaceae. The record is from the annotation of a GenBank genome assembly.
AUGAAGCGCGCUCUUUACUCGCGUUUCAAAUUUGAUGCCAAUUUUUUGAGCGAAAGUGGGCUAGACUUGGCUGUGGAGAAAAGAACAUUAGGCCCAGCUUUAGGAGUAAAAAAGAAGAAGCCAAGUUUUCCCUCGCUAAUCUGCGCGCUGGAGAGUGAGUAG